CAGCUAGCCUCGCUCUGGCCAAUGGUAACAAAAUUGGCCUACUAUCAACUCUAAAAAUGGUGUUUCGUAAUAUUGGCAGCGAGAGCAUCAAGUUAGCAAACUAAUUGUGUGUUUGGACGCUGUCUCUCUGCUCAGUGAAACACAGAGAUCAAAGGAGAGGAGAGAAACUAGCGCGACAGUAAAUGCUAAUGCUAGGUUAAACACUGAUGCUAAUAGGCACGUUCCCCUUAAUGCCAAACUAUUCCUUUAAGUGAAUCCUCUGUUUCUUUCGUAGCAAUUUUUGUACGUGUGUAGUCUAACUGAAUCCAGUCAUAUUAUUUUUGUAUGCUUAUGUCUUCAGUGAACAGACUGAAAUCCACCACCGAUGUAUGUCGUAAACAUGUUGACCACUGAGAACAGAUAAUAUCAGGUGUCUGGAUUAUAUGUUUUACUGGUGGAACAAUGUCUUUUAUUUUCCUGUUGUAUUUAUUGGUUAGAUUUGCAAUUGAACAUUUGUUGUUCUGUACUAGAUUGUUGAAAAUAACUUUGUUUUUACAGGAGCCUCAAGAGUUGAGUAAAGUAUAAAGAUUUAAUUUUCAUAACUACGUUGAUUCUGUUAUUGUCAUGUGAUAAUGUCUUAAAUAGAGCAAGCUGUGCCUAAAUGUGUUGAUCACAGGUGCGUGCUUGUCUGUGUUGUUGAUGUUUUGACUUUGGAUUUACCAGAAGCUGAAAGGCAUUGUGGGAGAUUUUAGGGCAUGCGAGAGUACACUCCACAGUCAGCCAAGUACACGCUAAUACCUUAACUGCACACCCACACAAACACACCCGGGGAGGGAGAGAGAGAGAGCGAGAGAGAGAGAGAGAGAGAGACACACAACAGCUUUAGAGAGGAUUUGCUCCGUAUUAACCCCGAGAGGGGACAGAGACAGCUGGAGUAUGACAGACGGACUCGACAGGAGCGUUUUGAACACACACAGACAACUUUUUAUGUUUUAUUCUGCACAAAACUACAGUGCAGGAUGAGUGCAGCAGUGGGAUUAAAGCGCGAGGCAGUGCAGGUUGAAGCAGGUGUCCUGGAAGCAACAGCCGAUGACUCCGCAGACACUACAAGUAAAGAGGAAUAACAAUAAAACAGUGCCGUGUGUGUUCUGCAGGAAGAUGUCGACCUGAGAAAAGUUUCACCACCGGAUGUUGCACGGAGCAGAAUGGGACACACUCAUGUGCCGCUCAUGUACACUUACACGCGCUCCCACGGGGAUAAACGCAGGUCCAGUCGACUGCAGCCCUCCAUGCCAAACUACAACCUGAACAAUGCGUUAGGCGCUAUCGGAGUCCUCGGUUUGGAACUGAUCGCAGACGAACUCAAACCACAUCUGAACACGGUGCUGACCAACAUUAAGGAGAGGAAGAAAGGUGCCGCUGAGCAGGUAGUGAUCAGUGGGAUCCUGCCAAUCCUGGCCCUGUCCCUGAGGAGCAGGGGGCCUCUCACUGUGCUGACCGCAAAACUGGUGGCUGAACUCGCCAAGGAAUCUGUGGUUCGUAAAGGUUUCGGCGACGCGGGUUUGGUUACGGCUCUGCUGUCCGUGCUGACCAGUCCAGACCAAGAACUGCUCCUUCACGCUGCAAGAGCCAUCUCACGCAUGUCUUAUGACAGCUCUAAGCUACAGGAACAGUUGCUACGUCGAGGUGCAGUGCCCCGUCUCGUUGCCAUCCUGCUCCGCUUCCCUGACAAGGAGGCCCUGGAGGAAGUGUGCCUUCAGGCCCUCUGUAACCUCAGUGGUAUGGGGGUGGCAGAGGAGGCCGGCAUGGUCUGGGAGAGGGGGACGUCUGUGAGGCCGGGGGAGUCCGUCUUUCAUGGCGUUUCGCCUCACACAUGUGGUUUUGCCUCCUCCGUGACUCUGGUGUGCGUGUCUCAAUGGGCGCCGGGUCAAUACGCGGUCAACAUCGAGGUCUUCCAGCGCUGCUCCUCCUCUCUCUGGAGCCUUCACGGGAACAAACGGCCGGCUCGUUGGUUCACGUUCUCCGGCUUGGGAAGCUGCUCAAAUCUGUACAAGGUGAUCAAGUUCUCUACGAAGAAUGUUUCUCGAACCAAAAGUCUGAAGACUCGCGUGUUCCACACUUUCCUCUGACAGCGUAAAUACUGCAGACUGACCUAAGUGGCACAUACAACCCUGAGGGGAUUACU
Molecule: messenger RNA, 2164 nt
Organism: Anarrhichthys ocellatus (wolf-eel)
Lineage: Eukaryota; Metazoa; Chordata; Actinopteri; Perciformes; Anarhichadidae
Product: rap1 GTPase-GDP dissociation stimulator 1
Exons: 5
Coding region: 1185-2108 (307 amino acids)
Biological process (GO): positive regulation of GTPase activity
Molecular function (GO): protein binding; guanyl-nucleotide exchange factor activity
Source: RefSeq, a predicted model, not a curated record